This is a messenger RNA of Chaetomium globosum CBS 148.51, 591 nucleotides long. RefSeq lists its product as uncharacterized. The transcript is spliced from 2 exons. The record is from RefSeq and is a predicted model, not a curated record. NCBI's taxonomy places the organism in Eukaryota, Fungi, Ascomycota, Sordariomycetes, Sordariales, Chaetomiaceae. The coding region runs from base 1 to 591 and encodes 196 amino acids.
AUGCCCGGAGUCUCCUUCGCCGCGGUCCCCAUAGCCUACCAACCCAACAAGAGCACCAGCCCACUGAGCCCAUCCACCCCUCGCGCCGCGCCCGGCCCUCAGCAGCCUUCACGCAGACUUGAGUGUUCUGGGUCUGAGUGGCCGCUGACACAGGUUCUGACUGCGCCGUGCGACGGCGCUCACUUCCGCGACGGGGCCGACAUCCACCCGAAGGCUUCUGUCGAUAACUCCGUCGCCGCCGCGGCCUGUCCGCGCCCCGCCGGCUCUAGCGACAGCAUCCUCAACCGCGCCGCCAUCCGCCAUACCGUCCCUCGCGCCGCGGCGAGGUGCCUUGGUACACCAGCACUACUGAGACAUUACCGGGGGACCGGCCUCGCCACAGCGCCACGCCGCUGCACCGACAGGGACAACCUGUACACGAAGGCGCCUGUGGCGACAGGGUACCAAUACCCGUCGCUGGUGAGCGGCACGGGAAUGGCUCUCCCUCUCCGCCUCCUCCCCCGUCGCCCUCUCAAUACCCAUCUGCAGCGUAACACGCUCUUCCACUACACCAGGCCACGGCGACCUCAACGCCGGCAGCCGUCCGUCUAG